UCUGACGUGGUCCAGUUUGUCUUCUUGUCAUCGACCCCGAAUUUGUCGAUAUUACGGAAAAGAAGCGGAAAGUUAUAUAAAAUAAGCAAGAGAAUUCAUUUAUUAUAAAAGCUGGACACAAAUUUAAUCAAACCAAAAUGUUGGACAGUCUAUUUGACGAUGUGAAGCGAAUGAAUAAACGACAGUUUAUCUACCAAGUUUUAAGUUUUGGUAUGAUAGUGUCGUCCGCUUUGAUGAUAUGGAAAGGCCUGAUGGUAGUAACUGGCAGCGAAAGUCCAAUUGUGGUUGUGUUGUCGGGCAGUAUGGAGCCCGCCUUUCACAGGGGUGAUCUGCUGUUUUUGACGAACUACCCGGAGGAGCCAGUGCGUGUGGGUGAAAUUGUCGUCUUUAAAGUGGAGGGUCGUGAUAUUCCCAUUGUUCACAGGGUUCUAAAGCUUCAUGAAAAGAACAAUGGAACAGUCAAAUUUCUUACCAAAGGUGAUAACAAUAGUGUAGACGACCGAGGCCUUUAUGCUCAGGGCCAAUUAUGGUUAACAAAAAAAGAUGUGGUGGGACGUGCUAGAGGAUUCUUACCCUACGUUGGAAUGGUCACAAUUUACAUGAAUGAAUAUCCUAAGUUUAAAUUUGCAGUGUUAGCAUGUCUAGCAAUUUACGUAUUAGUGCACAGGGAGUGAGGACUUAAACUGAUCUGAAGGUUGUCGUGAUGGUCUGAAGGAGAGUACAUUGGCUCUGUGGAUGUUAUUUAUCUUUAUGAUUAAAUGAAGGUCUCUCUAGA
Messenger RNA from Plodia interpunctella (Indianmeal moth), 775 nucleotides. It is a transcript of the gene twr, whose product is annotated as twisted bristles roughened eye. The transcript has 4 exons. Lineage: Eukaryota; Metazoa; Arthropoda; Insecta; Lepidoptera; Pyralidae. Bases 138 to 674 code for a protein of 178 amino acids. Gene Ontology annotation, cellular component: signal peptidase complex; membrane. Gene Ontology annotation, molecular function: serine-type endopeptidase activity. The record is from RefSeq and is a predicted model, not a curated record.